AACGUGGUCAUUGGUCAAUGAAUAACAACGAACUUCUAGAUUUUCUAAAGGAUUUACUGAAAUGUCAAAAUUAAUAAACAAAAAUGGUAAAUGUUAUGAAAGGAGUAUUAGUCAAAUGUGACCAGGCUAUGAAACAAUUCCUGCUACACUUGGACGAAACGUUAAAACUGGGACGGAAAUUCAUCAUUCAGGAUCUAGACGAGAACCAUCUUUUCAUUUCUGCCGAUAUACUAGAGGUCCUACAGGCUAAAAUCGACGAUUUGAUGGAUCAAAUCAGUUUCCCGUUAGCCGAGAAGGGAAUGUAACUUUGCAUACCACUAGUAGUUUAAGUAAAAGUUAAUAACCAGCAAAAAUGACGAUUUCAAAGUCCACUUUGCGCGGCUCGAACCGCUUGAAAGAGGGGGACAAGCGGCGGGUUGUCGAUGAGACCUCUCGUAAAAGACGGCACCGGAAGGUGAUGGAGCUGCUGGAAUCCGAUAACUACCAUGACGAUCCUCACGCGGACCUAGUGAUGAGUAAGAAGAUACCAAAAUUCGACGAUAACUUGGAACAGAGGAGUACCAGAACGAAAAAGAAGGAACGUACCGCAGAGUAUUAUCAGAUAAAGUUUCGGAAAAACUUCCAGCAGCUGGUAGACGAGGACAGGGCUGAAGCCGAGGCGAGUAAGAGGGUGUCUUACAUGGACAUUCAGUGCGAGGAGUCUCCGAUGCCGCCCCGCCACUUUUGCGCCGUUUGUGGGUUUUUGGGACAGUAUUCUUGUUUGUCGUGCGGUACGAGGUUUUGUAGUAUCAGGUGUAUGGAUACGCACGCUGAUACGAGGUGUCUAAAAUGGGCUGCUUGACCUUUCAACUUUUUUAUCUGUGCAUGUUUUCUAAUUAGGUGAUGUUUUUGCAUUAUUUUUUAAUAUUCUGGUGUUAUAUUUAAGUGGGUUUGAUAAUGCUUACUUUAAUUAUAUAUUUUUACAUAGCCUGAAUAAAAAAUUGUGUUUUGACCGUU
Anoplophora glabripennis (Asian longhorned beetle) is the source of this 996-nucleotide messenger RNA. RefSeq names its product general transcription factor IIH subunit 5 (gene Tfb5). Gene Ontology annotation, cellular component: transcription factor TFIIH core complex; transcription factor TFIIH holo complex. Gene Ontology annotation, biological process: nucleotide-excision repair; transcription initiation at RNA polymerase II promoter; nucleotide-excision repair, preincision complex assembly. Bases 84 to 305 code for a protein of 73 amino acids. The record is from RefSeq and is a predicted model, not a curated record. The transcript is spliced from 2 exons. NCBI's taxonomy places the organism in Eukaryota, Metazoa, Arthropoda, Insecta, Coleoptera, Cerambycidae.